Molecule: messenger RNA, 4568 nt
Organism: Condylura cristata (star-nosed mole)
Lineage: Eukaryota; Metazoa; Chordata; Mammalia; Eulipotyphla; Talpidae
Gene: SH3BP4
Product: SH3-domain binding protein 4
Exons: 4
Coding region: 88-2979 (963 amino acids)
Cellular component (GO): cytoplasm
Molecular function (GO): protein binding
Source: RefSeq, a predicted model, not a curated record
GGCACGUGGAGCCGCCUGAGCGCACCCCAGCCCGUGCUGCCUGAGCGGGGGCCAUGCAGCCCUAGCGGCCGCCGGAGCGCGUUCGCCAUGGCCGCGCAGCGGAUCCGGGCCGCCACCGCCAACGGCCUCCCCCGCUGCAAGUCCGAGGGGGCCCUCAUCGAUCUGAGCGACGGGUUCUCAGACACGAGCUUCAGCGACGUCAAAGUGCCUUCUCCCAGUGCCUUGCUCGGGGACAGCCCCACACCUUUUGGAAAUGCAAAGGAAGUGAUUGCCGUCAAGGAUCACUGCCCGACCAACUUCGCCACCCUCAAGUUCUCCAAGGGGGACCACCUGUACGUGCUGGACGCCUCGGGCGGGCAGUGGUGGUACGCGCACACCACCACGGAGAUGGGCUACAUCCCGGCCUCCCACGUGCAGCCCCUGGGCCACCGGAACUCUACGCUGAGCGACAGCGGCGUCAUCGACCACCCCCCCGAGAGCCCGGACGAGGCGGCCCCGGAGCUGGACUCGCUGGGCGGGUGGACGGGCAGCCAGGGCGCGCCCCCCCUGCACAGGAACAACCCUUUCUGGAACGGGGUCCGGACCAACCCCUUCCUGGACGGGCACGUGCCGGGGGCGCCCGGCGUGGCCGAGCUGCGCGCCGAGAGCCCCGUGGACCUGCUGCUCUUCGAGGCCGGCACGCCUUCCUUCCCGGGACCCAGCUCCGCCGCCACGGCCGGCCCCGGCAACCUCUUUGACGAGCUGCCCGCCCCGGGCCUGCCGCCCCUCGCCGAGCCGCCGGCCAGGCGCGACAACCCGUUCUUCAGGAGCAAGCGGUCCUACAGCCUGUCGGAGCUCUCCGCGCUGCAGGCCACGUCCGACGCGCCCGCCGCGUCGGGCUUCUUCGCGGGCCUCAGGUCGCCGGCCCCCGAGCAGUUCCAGAGCCGGGAGGACUUCCGGGCCGCCUGGCUGAGCCACCGGAAGCUGGCCCGCUCUUGCCACGACUUGGACCUGCUGGGCCAGAACCCAGGGUGGGGGCAGACCCAGGCGGUGGAGACCAACGUCGUGUGCAAGCUGGACAGCUCGGGGGGCGCCGUGCAGCUCCCCGACACCAGCAUCAGCAUCCACGUGCCUGAAGGCCACGUGCCGCCCGGGGAGACCCAGCAGAUCGCCGUGAAGGCGCUGCUGGACCCCCCGCUGGAGCUCAACAGCGACCGCUGCAGCAGCGUCAGCCCGGUGCUGGAGGUGAAGCUGAGCACCCUGGAGGUGAAGACCGUCCUCAUCCUGGAGAUGAAAGUCUCCGCCGAGGUGAAGGGCGACGUGGUCAGCAGAAGCACAGUGGGGCUCCAGUGUCUGCGGAGCGACGCCAAGGAGGGGCCGUACGCCCCCAUCCCGCUCACCCACAGCCACGGGGACACGGUGCGGGUGCAGCUGGACAGCCUCGAGCCCUGCAUGUACCUGGCCGUCGUCGCCCACGGCCCCAGCAUCCUGUACCCGUCCACGGUGUGGGACUUCAUCCACAAGAAGGUCACGGUGGGUCUCUACGGCCCCAAGCACAUCCACCCGUCCUUCAAGACCGUGGUGACCGUCUUUGGGCACGACUGUGCGCCCAGGAUUCUCCUGGUCAGCGAGGUCACCCGCCAGGCCCCGAGCCCCGCCCCGCUGGCCCUGCAGCUCUGGGGCAAGCACCGCUUCACCCUGUCCCGGCCCCAGGACCUCCGGGUCUGCCUGUUCCCCAACACCACGAACUACGAGGUCAGGGCCGGCGAGCAGCCCAGGGUGGUGCGGGGCUUCCAGAUGAAGCUGGGCAAGGUGAGCCGCCUCGUCUUCCCCAUCUCCUGCCAGAACCCCGGCGAGCUGUCCGACUUCACCCUGAGGGUCCAGGUGAAGGACGACCAGGAGGCCAUCCUGACGCAGUUCUGCGUCCAGACCCCUCCACCGCCCCCCAAAAGCGCCAUCAAGCCGUCCGGGCAGCGGCGCUUUCUCAAGAAGAACGAGGUGGGGAAAAUCACCCUGUCCCCGUUCGCCGCCACCACCAAGUACCCCACCUUCCAGGACCGCCCGGUGUCCAACCUCAAGUUCGGCAGGCUGCUCAAGACCGUGGUGCGCCAGAGCAAGAACCGCUACCUGCUGGAGUACAGGAAGGGCGACGCCAUCGCCCUGCUCAGCGAGGAGAAGAUCCGGCUCCGGGGGCAGCUCUGGACCAAGGAGUGGUACAUCGGCUUCCACCAGGGCCGGCUGGGCCUCGUGCACGCCAAGAACGUGCUGGUGGUGGGCGCCGCCAGGCCCGGCCCGCUGGCCGGGCCCGAGCUGAGCACCUCGCUGCUGCUGGAGCAGAUUCUGCGGCCCUGCAAGUUCCUCACCUACAUCUACGCCUCCGUCAGGACGCUGCUCAUGGAGAACGUGGGCAGCUGGCGCGCCUUCGCCGACGCCCUGGGCUACGGGCACCUGCCGCUCGCCUCCUUCUGCCGGGCCGAGCUGGACAGCGAGCCCGAGCGCGUGGCCUCGGUCCUGGAGAAGCUGAAGGAGGACUGCAACAACGCGGAGAACAAGGACCGCAAGUCCUUCCAGAAGGAGCUCGUGAUGGCCUUGCUGAAGAUGGACUGCCAGGGCCUGGUGGUCAGGCUCAUCCAGGACUUCGUGCUCCUGACCACGGCCGUGGAGGUGGCACAGCGGUGGCGGGAGCUGGCCGAGAAGCUCGCCAAGGUCUCCAAGCAGCAGAUGGACGCCUACGAGUCUCCACACCGGGACAGGAACGGGGUCGUGGACAGCGAGGCCAUGUGGAAGCCCGCCUAUGACUUCCUCCUCACCUGGAGCCACCAGAUCGGGGACAGCUACCGGGAUGUCAUCCAGGAGCUGCACACCGGCCUGGACAAGAUGAAGAACCCCAUUACCAAGCGCUGGAAGCACCUCACAGGGACGCUGAUCCUGGUGAACUCCCUGGACAUCCUGAGAGCCGCUGCCUUCAGCCCUGCGGACCACGGCGACUUUGUGAUCUGAACGGGCGCCCACCGCUCCGGACGCUCCCGCCCUCUGUCCACGUGCCCGGCAGGGCCCGCGGGGCCGGAGGAGGAAACCUCGGCUGCCCAGACGGGUCCCUCCAGGCUGGACCCGCAGAGGACCAAGCCACCCCUCCCCCGCCGCCGCCGCCGUCUCGGGGAGUCCGAGAACUUGUGCAGGCUGUUGCCGCUCAGUUAGCUUUCUGCUCGCCGAGUGUGGAUAUAAAUGGGGUUUUUGUUUUACGUCCGGGGUGGGGACUUUUGAGAAAGGUGGCGUCUGAUUUUUUAAUGCACCAUGAAGGGUUCAAAAAAUACUCCAUAGGGGCAGAUGCUGUUGAGGUUUUUGUGUUACAUGAAGACCUUUUUAAAUUAUGUUGCCGAUGUACAUAGGUAUUUAAGUGUCACUGGGGGCAUUCUGGUGCCCAGCCACACCUUACAUUUCAACCGGCAGGGGCGCUUGUUCGCGUGCUGGCCCUCUGUCCUCUGGAACGUCAGAGUGAAUCAGAAGCAAAUCGGUUUCCCGUAAAUGAGUGAAGUCAGCCCGCCUCCUCUUUCUGAGAAUGUUCUGGGUUUAUCUACCUUGCUGUGGCCUCUGGCCUCCAGGUGCAGUCCACCGGUCCAUGGCCGGCGCGUCUCAGUCUGACGGGAGACGCGAGGUGCCCCUGGCGUGAGAAGGCCGCCGGGAGGGGGCACACGCCAUGCCUGUUCAGUCACUCAGAGCCACGCCCUCGGCAGGCGGGAGGCUCCGUGCCCACGCGUGGGUGGCCCUAAGGACUCUGUGGACAGGGGUCACGUCACUGGUGCCCGGGUGCUGCCCACAGGGCACGGGCUGCGUUCACCUGACUGUCCCCUCCUUCCUGGCAUGCCCUGUCUCCUGGGGAGCACAGAGGAGGGGAGCCAGCCUCUUGUGAGACGGAGGACGGUCUGGGCAGGCAGGCCUCCUCUGGGAAUGGCGCCGUCCUACGAGCUGGCCCGGGGCUUGCAGGGGCCGGCCGCCGGGGGGUUCUCCAGCUGCACUGUGGUUGUGGCCCAAGGGUGCAGGUAUAGGGUCUGCGCUUCUGAGGGUCAGGGCUGGAGAAGCUUCUGGCAAACCCGCAGAACACGGCAUCUCCAGACGUGCUCCGGGCGCCCUGCCAUGUGCCAAGUGAUGUGGGACCACGCGGGGUUCCUGAGCCUGGCGCCCUGAACCUGCUUCCCGGAAACCCGCCGUGACUUAGCCCCAUCGUGGUGUCUUCCCUGCUGGCUGCAACAACCUCUGCCAGUCAGAUGCUGAAGACCUACUGGGUCCAGAACAACAGCAGAAACAAAAGCUACUCUUUUAUGCUGCGACAACCAAGACACACGGUUCCCCGACCAUCACACGAAAUCUUCUCCCCCAGAAUCAUCUCUAACCUCCCCAAAAAAGAGACAAGAAAGACCAGUUGCACCUUAAACCACGGAUCUCUUUCCUCAGGGGCUUUAAAUAGUUUCCUAUGCAACCUGUGUUGUAGCACAAAUUCAAUCCUACAAACGUUGCAGUAAAUUUUAUUUGGAUAUUUUAACCUGGUCAGUGUGUGUGUUUUCUGUCCCCAACCAACUCUGAAUAAAACG